Dimorphilus gyrociliatus is the source of this 1688-nucleotide messenger RNA. Lineage: Eukaryota; Metazoa; Annelida; Polychaeta; Dinophilidae. The record is from the annotation of a GenBank genome assembly.
ACUAAUUUUACGAGUCAUUAAGAAUACGUAACGACAAGUCUGCUUACAGUGUAUUUUGAUCAGUUUCAUCAAAAUAGCGAUAUAGUGAUAAUAUAAUUUACCUAAAGGUAAUUAAACACAUUGUAAGUUGUAAACCACAAUUUUAUUCUGUUAUCUCAUACAUUAUACUGAUUGAUUUUCCUUUUCAGUAGUUUCGUUGCCGAAUUGAACCAAGUUUCACAUAGAACUUUAAUUUCGUGUCAAGAGAAAGAAUGUCGUCGGAAAUGAAUGAAUUGAUAGAAAAUACAAAAAUGGCUAGAGAAUGUGCUCUAUUAAGCAUCUAUGAGACAGCUCAAGUUUAUUAUCAAGGAGUUUUACAACAAAUACAGAAAAUCAUUAGAACUAUUGAGAGAGGAGCUGAAAAAUCCCGAUGGGAAGAAACACUGGCCGCUUUAAGAAAAGAGAACGAUCUUAUAAAAGAAAUAACGGAGACGCUUGCUAGCUUUAGAACAGAAAAUCCUGUGAAACCUAAUUAUCAAAUAGAGGAGCCAACUAAAGAUCCCGAUGUUUGGCCACCUCAACGUCAUCAUGUUAUCAAAAAACAACCUCCAAAUCGGGCAGCCGGAGCUGCAAAGAAACAGGAACCAAGAGGAGCAGCCGGGGGAGUUAAUAGGCCUCAAGCAAAUAAGUAUGAGCGCAAAGACCAGAGGGAGAGAGAAAAACCCAAAGAAAAACAAAAUAAAGAUGAAAAGGAAUUUCCAACUACAGGCUAUCCAAAAGAGCUUGUUGAACAAGUCGAGCGUGAUAUAGUAUCAAAAAAUCCGAAUACUAGAUGGACAGAUAUUGCAGGUUUGUCGGAGUUAAAAGUUCUUCUUCAAGAAGCUGUGGUAUUACCUUUGAUUCGACCAGAUGUUUUCAAAGGGAUAAGACGACCUUUGAAAGGAGUUCUAAUGGUAGGGCCACCAGGAACUGGUAAAACACUUCUAGCCAAAGCUGUUGCCACCGAAUGCGGUACAACAUUUUUUAACGUUUCGAGUGCUGGUCUCACAUCAAAAUGGCACGGUGAAAGUGAAAAACUUGUUAAACUUUUAUUUGAUAUGGCUAGAUUUUAUGCACCUUCAACAAUUUUUAUAGAUGAAAUUGAUUCAAUAGGUUCAAAGAGAGGAAGUGGAGGUGAACACGAUGCCACCAAAAGGUUGACAUCAGAAAUUUUAAUUCAGAUGGAUGGUGUAGCUGGUGCAGCUGGAGGGGAUGUUGAAGUAGAUGCCGAAACAGGGGAGAGUAAAGUUGUGAUGGUCCUUGGAGCUACAAACUUUCCGUGGAAUUUGGAUAAUGCUUUACUAAGGCGUUUAGAAAAGCGUGUUUAUAUUCCGCUUCCUGACACAGAGGGUCGAUUGCAAUUAUUAAAGUUGAAUCUCAAAGAAGUAGCACUUGCUAAUGAUAUCUGUUUCGAUGCUCUUGCAAGCAAAUUAGAUGGAUAUUCUGGGGCUGAUAUAACAAACGUUUGUCGUGACGCUGCGCUUAUGGCUUUGAGACGCCGAAUUGUUGGGUUAACUCCUACAGAAAUUAAAGAUAUUCCAAAAGAAGAAUUAGAAUUGCCCACAACGAUGCAAGAUUUAGAGAGAGCAAUUGAUAAAGUUUCAAAAUCUGUUUCUAGCGAAGAUUUGGAAAAAUUUGAAAAAUGGAUGAAAGAAUUCGGAGCUGUUUAA